Molecule: messenger RNA, 897 nt
Organism: Stomoxys calcitrans (stable fly)
Lineage: Eukaryota; Metazoa; Arthropoda; Insecta; Diptera; Muscidae
Gene: dmrt11E
Exons: 2
Coding region: 1-894 (297 amino acids)
Biological process (GO): sex differentiation; regulation of transcription by RNA polymerase II
Cellular component (GO): nucleus
Molecular function (GO): RNA polymerase II cis-regulatory region sequence-specific DNA binding; DNA-binding transcription factor activity, RNA polymerase II-specific
Source: RefSeq, a predicted model, not a curated record
AUGUUAUGCAACAAUCCCGAGUUAUUCUCGCCUACAUCUAAUACAUCUUGCUCAUCGGAUGAAAUGGCCGGCAUCAAAUCAAGCACAUUACCAUCACCAUUCUCAACCUCAUUGCCAUCAUCCUCUCUAAGCAGUUUAUCAGCUAAAGAACGUCGGGUUUUACGCACUCCCAAAUGUGCCCGUUGUCGGAAUCAUGGUGUCAUAAGUUCCAUUAAGGGUCACAAGAGGUUAUGCCGCUGGCGUGAAUGCACUUGCCAAAAUUGCCAAUUGGUGGUCGAUCGCCAAAGAGUUAUGGCCGCUCAGGUGGCUCUAAGACGUCAACAAACAUCCUUAGUGGAUGAGGCAGCAUCAUCAUAUGAAACUCAUUCGGAUGAUAGUUCAUGCACUCAAAACGGCUCUACCCAACAACAGUUGCAGUCUUCGGUGAUUCAGCGCACCCAACAGGCUUUGAUAACACAAAAGAAAAUCUACAAGCAACGUUUGCGGAAUGUCCAACAAUCCACCUUGUAUGCCAAUGCGGCCAUGGAAAAAUACAAUCAACAUAUGUCCGCUUGGAAUUCACCCUUGGUGGAGCGUAUACGCAAACGCAAAGCGUUUGCUGAUCCUGAAUUAAAUCAAGUCAAUGAUGUUACCUUAUUGAAUGCAGCUGUUGUCAGUCACAUAACACAACCAGCACCAUCUAUGUUAUAUGAAUACGAAACUCCCUAUAUUUUAUCGUAUCCUUCCAACCCGGUGUCUUCAUUUCCCCUCCUCAAUACCAACUUUAUAACACUACCAUUUGAAUCCACUCCGGCUCAAAAUCUCUCCUCAACAAAAACUGAAACUCCCCACACGGUCGUUAGCAAAAAACCUAAAUUAAGUUUUUCAAUAGAGGCCAUAAUGGGCAUGAAUUAAUAC